CUCUUCUCUGUCCAAAAAUAUUUUACACAGGAGAGUUCUUGUUCCUUUCUCUAGAUAUCCCACAUUUACACUUGAGAGGUCGCACAUUUACAGUGGAGAGCACUUGUUUCUCUCUCUAGAAGUCACACAUUUACUGCAUCGGAGAGGUCCUGUUUCUCUCUCUAGAAAUCUCACACUCACAAAGGAGAGGUUCUGUUUCUCUUUUCUUUAUCUCUUUAGUCACGCAUCAUUCUCUCUCUAUCUUCCCAUGGCUUGCACCCUGCAACUUCACUGCUCUCCCCCUCUCGUCCACAGGCCCAAGCUCCGCUCUCUCUCUGUCCACCAAAUCCAGAACAAGUUUUUCUCGCUCUCCAAGUCCGCCUUUCGCACUGGUCGAGCCCAUUGCUUUUCUGGCGACAGAGACGAGCAGCGAUGGCUCAGAGAAGAGGAGCGGUGGCUCAGAGAAGAGCGCCGAUGGCUCAGGGAAGAGGCUCGCUGGAAUGCAGAGCGCCAAGCCCUAAAGCUCGAGAUUGAGUCUCUGCAACUUCGGAUUGAAACGCUGAAUCAACAGCGGGUCUCUCAAGAAGCCUCCAUUGCUGACCUUAUCUCAAGCCUCACUGCUCUUUUGCAAACCCUAAAAGAGAUGAAUAUCAAGUCUCUGAGUCGCUCGGGCCUGGUCGCCGGAAAAGCUGGAGUGGUAGCUGGAAAAACUGAGGCAGAAACCGGUAUAGGUGAUUUGGUGGUCGGAAAAGAUGAGGUGGAGGAGAUGAAGGAGACUGUGUAUGAAGAAAUCAGGGCAUUGAAAGGGGAGGUUGAAAUUAGGGCAAGCAAGAAGGAGAGGAGGUUGCUGAGAAAAGGGGCAGAAGGGGAGGACGUUAGAGACAUGCAGGAAGCAUUGCAAAGAUUGGGUUUUUAUUCAGGCGAGGAAGACAUGGAGUACUCCAGCUUCUCUAGCGGGACUGAACGUGCUGUCAAAACUUGGCAAGCGACAUUGGGCUCUAACGAAGAUGGCAUCAUGACUGUUGAAUUGCUGGAAAUGUUAUUUAGCAAUCAAGAAUUGAUGGAAACUGGUGAACAAGAAAACUUAGAUAGGACGGGAAGACAAGGCUCCUCAACUUGGGAGGAGGCUGAUGUGAAUGGUGUGCCUCAAGCGUCAGCUGGUACUGUAAAACAAGUGGCAGAGAUUAAGCAGACAGUUGUUACUGAAACUGAUGUUGGAGAUGUAGAAAUAUCUGAACAUAGAGUUUUCCUUUUAGGAGAAAACAGAUGGGAAGAACCUUCCAGGCUCACUGCUAGGAGUGAAAAGCUUGGUGUGGGCAAGGGUAACAAGGCCAGUGCUUUAAUCAAAUGCCUAACUUGUAGAGGCGAUGGCCGCUUAAUGUGCACAGAAUGUGAUGGAACAGGUGAACCUAAUAUUGAACCACAGUUUAUGGAGUGGGUCGACGAAGGAGCGAAAUGCCCUUACUGUGAAGGCCUGGGAUACACAGUUUGUGACACAUGUGACGGAAGGAAGCUUAUCCAGCCUUGACUUUACUUUCCAAUGGCCAUCUUCUCAGUAUCUCAUUUCUUAGUCUUCAUUUCUUCAAUUCGCUGAGAAUGCAAUAUUCAUUUCCUUUCUAAAUUGCUUGUACAUUCCCAUGGCAUAUAUUGGUAUUGGUUUUAAAUGCUGAUUUUGUACACGUUGUAUUUAUUUGCAAAUAUGGUAUUAGCAUUGAAGGUCUGGAGCAUGUUUCCUCUUGUGGAUCUUUAGAUAUGUAACUUUGAGUUUAUCUUUUUCUUUUUUGAAUCUAACUUUUAGUUUAUCUA
This is a messenger RNA of Amborella trichopoda, 1785 nucleotides long. It is a transcript of the gene PTAC5, whose product is annotated as plastid transcriptionally active 5. Gene Ontology annotation, molecular function: protein disulfide isomerase activity. Gene Ontology annotation, cellular component: chloroplast. NCBI's taxonomy places the organism in Eukaryota, Viridiplantae, Streptophyta, Magnoliopsida, Amborellales, Amborellaceae. Gene Ontology annotation, biological process: chloroplast organization. The record is from RefSeq and is a predicted model, not a curated record.